Olea europaea var. sylvestris is the source of this 1346-nucleotide messenger RNA. Its product is annotated as O-fucosyltransferase 19-like. Gene Ontology annotation, cellular component: cytoplasm. The transcript is spliced from 7 exons. NCBI's taxonomy places the organism in Eukaryota, Viridiplantae, Streptophyta, Magnoliopsida, Lamiales, Oleaceae. The record is from RefSeq and is a predicted model, not a curated record. The coding region runs from base 57 to 1196 and encodes 379 amino acids.
GUCCCAAUGAUUUUUUGCACCGACGUUCAAAUCCAUUGGAGGUAUCCAGCGUUCUAAUGGAAACUUCACACGAAUAUGAGGGGGACGACGAUAAGGAUAAUCAACAAGCUGUACAGAUUCCCGAGGUGUGGAGGAAUCCUACAAGUAAUAACUACUACAAGUGUGUAGAUCGACAAAGUAACAAGACAAGAAGCAAACCUGCCCCAAAUGGUUAUAUUCUAGUUCGUGCUAAUGGUGGACUAAAUCAAAUGAAAACUGGGAUAAGUGAUAUGGUGGCCAUUGCACAGUUGAUGAAUGCUGCUUUGGUUCUACCUUCGUUAGAUCACAAGUCAUUCUGGACAGAUCCCAGUGAUUUUAAAGAUAUUUUUAACUGGAAGCACUUCAUGAAUGCUAUGGAGGAUGAUAUACAAGUAGUGGAGUCUCUUCCACCAAAUGUGGCACAUGUCAAACCCCUCGUCAAGGCUCCAGUUUCUUGGUCCAAGCCCAGUUAUUAUAAAGGAGAGAUGUUGAAGAUGUUAAAGCUGCAUAAAGUGAUACAAUUUACGCACACUGAUUCACGCCUCGCUAACAAUGGCAUUCCAGAUGCAAUUCAGAAACUUCGAUGUCAUGCAAUGUAUGAAGCACUUCAAUUCUCGGAAGAUAUUGAACUACUUGGAAACAAGUUCGUUUCCAGGCUAAAGGAGAAUGGUGGUCGAUAUAUAGCUCUCCAUUUGAGGUAUGAGAAGGACAUGCUAGCUUUCACCGGUUGCAAUCAUAACCUUACUAGGAAGGAGGCUGAGGAGCUCAGAAAAUUGAGGCGCAAAGUUAGGCAUUGGAAAGAGAAGCGCAUAAAUGGCACAGAGCGAAGGCUCCAAGGAAGGUGUCCAAUGACUCCUCGGGAGGCAGCGGUAUUACUGGAAGCACUGGGAUACCCAUCUACCACUAAAAUCUACAUAGUUGCAGGGGAAAUUUAUGGCCAAUAUGGCCUAAAUGCACUUCGUGAAAAGUAUCCUAACGUGUAUUAUCAUUCUAAUCUAGCAUUGGAGGAAGAAAUACAACCAUUCAGCCAACUGCAAAAUCAGCUUGCCGCCUUGGAUUAUAUUGUAGCCCUGAAAAGUGAUGUUUUUGUUUAUACCUAUGAUGGAAACAUGGCUAAGGCAGUGAGGGGUCAUCGAAUUUUUGAAGGCUACCGGAAAACCAUCGAUCCUGACAAGUAAGUUAUUCAUUGGAUUAAAGGUUCUAGUUUAACUUCCAUUCUCUCUCGAUAUUGGAAUAAAUCUGAAAAUUGUCAAUAUAAGUAAUGUUAUUGUGAUUACAAGUAAGAAUAAUUAUGAGUUAAAUAAAAAUGUUGAAAAAAAAGAAAGAAA